This is a messenger RNA of Durio zibethinus, 1712 nucleotides long. RefSeq names its product hydroxyproline O-galactosyltransferase HPGT1-like. The record is from RefSeq and is a predicted model, not a curated record. NCBI's taxonomy places the organism in Eukaryota, Viridiplantae, Streptophyta, Magnoliopsida, Malvales, Malvaceae. Gene Ontology annotation, cellular component: Golgi membrane. Gene Ontology annotation, molecular function: galactosyltransferase activity.
CCCAAAGCUAAAAGACAAGAAAUGACCGAGAACCCCAGAGAAUUAUUUUGGACACUGACAGGUCAACUCUUGGCCAAUUCCUGGAACAUAGUACGAAACUCAGGUCAGAUCAUCUCUGAAAACCGAUAGUUAGACUUGGAUCUACCCCCUCAUUUAAAUCAUUGAUUCUGAGUUUACCUUAAAGAAUUCUGAGUUCUUUUUUGUUUCUUUUGUCUGAAAAGAAGAAAAAUGCACUGUAAGGUAUCCAAUAGUAUGGUUUCAAACAUGGUAUUUCGAACACGAAUCUCUUCAUUGUUGAUCUCCAUGUUCGCCACUAUUGCUUCUUUUUAUGUGGCUGGCAGAUUAUGGCAGGAUGCAGAAAACAGGGUUUAUUUGAUAAAGGACCUUGAUAGGAUAAGUGAUCUGGGACAAUCCGCUAUAUCAGUGGAUGAUACUUUGAAAAUCAUAGCCUGCAGGGAACAACAGAAGAAAUUAUCUGUUGAGAUGGACCUUGCUGCAGCUACUAGAGGGUUUACUUCAAAGCGUUCAUCAGAUACUGAUGGAGCUGUAUCAAAGAGAAGGCCACUUAUAGUAAUAGGAGUUCUAACAAGAUUUGGACGUAGGAAGAACAGAGAUGCAAUACGGAAGGCAUGGAUGGGAAGUGGUGCAACUUUGAAGAAAAUGGAGAAUGAAAAAGGCAUAGUUUCAAGAUUUGUCGUUGGAAGAAGUGCAAACCAUGGGGACAGUUUGGACAGGAGUAUUGAUGAUGAAAAUAGGCAAACAAAUGACUUCAUCAUUCUUGACCAAGUGGAGGCACCUGGGGAGCUUCCAAAGAAGACCAAAAUGUUUUUUGCUCUUGCUGCAGACAGAUGGGAUGCUGAGUUUUAUGCAAAAGUCAAUGAUGAUGUUUAUAUAACUAUCGAUGCCUUGGGAGCUACACUUACAUUUCAUCUAGACAAACCUCGUGUUUAUAUUGGCUGUAUGAAAUCAGGCGAAGUUUUUUCUGAACUGAACCAUAAAUGGUAUGAACCAGAAUGGUGGAAGUUUGGUGAUAAAAAAUCAUACUUUCGCCACGCUUCAGGUGAAAUGUAUGUCAUAUCAGGAGCUUUGGUUAAAUUUAUUUCAAUAAAUAGAUCUCUUAUGCGCACCUAUGCCCAUGAUGAUGUCAGUGCUGGAUCCUGGUUUAUAGGACUUGAUGUCAAACACGUAGAUGAAGGGAAGUUUUGCUGCUCGUCUUGGUCAACAGGAUCUAUUUGUUCUGGAGUUUGAAUUUAUUUACUGAUACUGGAAAGUAAAUAUAAACCUGAUGCAAUGUGAUAGGAUGUAUUUUAUUUCCGAACAGUCAGUCUGCUCAAUAUGAAUUUGAUACAGAAAGAAUUGCGUCUCAAAUUUUGAUUGAGGGCUUCUUGCUUGGACAAUAGAAGUUGUCUUGACCUCCAUUGGAGAACCCUUUAGAGCAGAGUUUGAAAAUGACACAGUGAAAGGCUCAUAGAGUUAAUAAUAGUAGUUUAAGAGGGUUAAAUGAUUCCUUCUUCCAUUUAUUUCUUCUGUAGACUUCUAAAAUGUGUAAGUUAAUUCAUUUAUUAAGAGAAGACGUGUGAUUUAUUCUUAAGUUGAUAUCAUUUGGAUUAACCAAAUUCUCACAUCUUUCUUUCACAUGUCCUGAGCUUGAAAUUUAACCAUCCAAAAUUAUAUUUGGAGACGGGCCAAUAGACAGUAACUUAUAAAAGUAU